This is a messenger RNA of Cucurbitaria berberidis CBS 394.84, 2086 nucleotides long. RefSeq names its product Zn-dependent exopeptidase. The transcript has 5 exons. The record is from RefSeq and is a predicted model, not a curated record. The coding region runs from base 43 to 1959 and encodes 638 amino acids. Gene Ontology annotation, molecular function: carboxypeptidase activity. Lineage: Eukaryota; Fungi; Ascomycota; Dothideomycetes; Pleosporales; Cucurbitariaceae.
CACGUGGUCCAUGGUAAUCAUAUAGCCGGACAAAACAAGUCAAUGGCCGAACAAAUAGCAGAUAAGUGGACCGCAAACGGUGUACCGGCCUCGUUGGCAGAGUACCAAGUCUUUCUCAGCUAUCCAAAAGAGCACAAGUUGGUAUUGAAUCUAGCGAAUGGGAGCAGAUAUACAGCGCAGAUAUAUGAGGACGUACUGGAAGAAGAUGAAACAACGGGAUAUCCCGGGGCACCGCCUGCAUUUCAUGGGUAUUCGAAGAGUGGGGAAGUGAAUGCGGAGUAUGUUUAUGCUGGGCGGGGCCACAAGGACGAUUUCGUAGCACUCAAAGCAGCAAAUGUGACUUUAAAGGGGAAGAUUGCACUCACAAAGUAUGGUGGUCCAUUCCGUGGUAUGAAAGUUCAGAAUGCUGAAGCACACGACAUGAUCGGCGUCGUCAUCUUCAGUGAUCCUGGAGACGACGGGCCCCAAGAGGCCAAAGGCCAAGCCGCAUAUCCUAAGGGCCCUGCCCGUCAGCCAUCCUCAGUUCAACGAGGGUCAGUCGCUUACAUCAAUCAGUACCCAGGUGAUCCCACAACUCCCGGCCGGCCUUCCAAACCUGGAGUCGAGCGUGUCAGCAAACCCUCAAACCUACCCAAAAUUCCAUCCCUUCCCAUCUCCUACCGUGACGCCAUUCCUAUUCUACAAGCUCUGGACGGGCACGGCUUGGUUGGUAAGACACUCAAUAGGGAUGGAUGGGUCGGCGGGCUCAACGCGACCUAUAGCACUGGGCCUGCACCAGGUGCGACACUAUCUCUCAAGAAUCUCAUGGAGGAGAAGAUUACGCCAAUUUGGAACGUUAUUGGCAUUAUCAACGGCACGAAUGCGGAUGAGACGAUUAUCAUCGGAAACCAUCGAGAUGCAUGGAUAAUUGGUGGGGCAGCAGAUCCGAACUCGGGGAGCGCGAUUUUAGUAGAGAUGACCAAGGUUUUCGGUGAGAUGCUGAAGAUGGGGUGGAAACCGCGUCGAAACAUUGUGUUUGCCUCUUGGGAUGCCGAGGAAUAUGCACUUAUAGGCUCAACAGAAUGGGUCGAAGACUAUGCACCGUGGCUUUCCGACACAGCUAUCAGCUACCUAAACGUUGACAUCGCCGUUUCAGGACCUCUUCCCGGCGCUGGCUCAACACCCGAGCUCCGCGAAUUCGCGCAAGAAGUGAUGAAGAAAGUCAUAUACGGCAAGCGAACACUAUACGACGCAUGGUACGAUUUGAACCAAUUCCGCCCCGAAGACAAUGGCUUCACACACUUGGGAAGCGGAAGUGACUACACCGCAUUCCUACAGCUCGGGAUCGGCGCCCUCGAUUUUGGCAUGGACGCGGCCGGCAACACGCCUGUCUACCAUUACCUCAGCAACUACGACUCUUACUACUGGAUGAAAACAUUCAUCGACCCCGACUUCUCUAUCCAUGCCACAACAGGGCAAUAUCUAGCUCUCCUUGCUUACCACCUCGCUCACGACUCGCUGAUCCCAUUCGAUAUGGAUGCGUACGCAAGAAACAUCAACUACAUGGUACGCGACCUCAUCAGUAUCACACCAAGUAUCGAUCCCGACUACGAAAAAAUACAACAAAUGAUCAACGUAAGCGAAUUAGACAAUGCGGCGAAGAAUUUCCAGCGCGUAGCGUAUGACUUCGUGGAUCUGACGAGUUCGAAACCAUUCCUGGAUGAUAGUAAGCGCGUGAAGAAGGCAAAUGGGAUUUUAAGGGACGUGCAGAGGUUGUUCGUUAGGCGGGAGGGGUUGCCGGGUAGGCCUUUCUAUAAGAAUGGGCUUUAUGCGCCGAAUAGGGAUGAUGGGUACAAAGCCCAGACUCUCCCAGGAAGCGUCGAAGCGCUACAGGAUAGGAACUUUGAGCUAUGUCGGGAGUGGAAUUUGUGGUUGGCGGACGCGAUCAAUAAAGCAUCGGAAAUGCUGGCGCUGUCAUGAGCGUUUGUUAAGGGUGAUAGUACAGCGCUAUAUUAGGGCGAGUGCAAAGAUUUUCCAUCGAUGAGACAUCAGUGCUGCAUGUCACCAGUGUUCUAGCACGUAGGCUCUCAUCUGAAUGCUAUAUGCC